Erigeron canadensis is the source of this 1893-nucleotide messenger RNA. RefSeq names its product IQ domain-containing protein IQM6-like. The transcript has 8 exons. The record is from RefSeq and is a predicted model, not a curated record. NCBI's taxonomy places the organism in Eukaryota, Viridiplantae, Streptophyta, Magnoliopsida, Asterales, Asteraceae. The coding region runs from base 162 to 1787 and encodes 541 amino acids.
CUUAAAAUGUCUAUCUUUCAUGUAUCAGGAUACUAAAGAAAAGAUUGCUGAUCUCAUACAUACCUAAAACCUCAGUUAAUUUAUGCAAAUAAUACUGCAUUUGUAAAUAUCAAUGACUUGACUCGCCUUAAAUCCGUUAUGAAAUCGGUGAUCCCAGAAAGAUGGUUCUGCGGGGAUCUUUAAGCUUUAACGAGAGGAAAAUGGAAAGUGUCAUUCCCCUUGACGUGUCCUCUUCUACAAAAGACGAAGCUUUGCCUGCAAAAACCUUUGAUAAUGUAAUGCCAGAACCAAACUUACUUAUGCCAGAAUCCCCAUUGCCCGAGCCCCUUACAAACCGUAACCUUGCAGCAUUAAAGUUGCAGAAAACAUAUAAAAGUUUCAGAACCAGAAGACAGCUAGCUGAUUGUGCAAUACUAGUUGAACAUAGAUGGUGGAAGCUGUUAGAUUUUGCUGUACUAAAGUGUAGCUCAGUAUCAUUCUUUGAAAUUGAAAAACCAGAGACCGCUGUUUCACGUUGGUCAAGAGCAAGAACUAGAGCCGCAAAGGUUGGGAAAGGAUCGUCACAACAUGCAAAGGCGUGUAAACUUGCCUUACAGCAUUGGCUCGAGGCAAUUGAUCCCCGUCAUCGCUAUGGUCAUAAUCUUCAUUUUUAUUAUGUCAAAUGGCUUCAUUGCCAAAGCAAACAACCCUUUUUCUAUUGGCUUGACAUAGGGGAAGGGAAAGAAGUCAGUCUGGAAAAAUGUCCACGCUUAAAGCUUCUACAACAAUGCAUCAAGUAUCUAAGUCCUAUAGAACGGGAGGCUUAUGAAGCUACAGUGGAGGAUGGUAAGUUUAUUUACAAGCUGAGCAGGAAGCUUAUUGACACAAGAGCGGGCCCUACCAAUGCCAAGUGGAUAUUUGUGCUUAGCACAUCAAGUAUUUUGUAUGUUGGGAUGAAACGCAAAGGUAAAUUUCAACAUUCAAGUUUUCUGGCUGGUGGAGCUACAUUGUCUGCCGGACGAUUGGUGAUUAUAGAUGGAAUUCUAAAGGCUGUCUGGCCUCACAGUGGACAUUACCUACCAACUGAAGAAAACUUUGAUGCCUUCAUGUUGUUUCUUGAGCAACACUGUAUCAAUGUCGAAACUAUCAAGAAAAGCCCAGAUGAUGAGGAAGAUGUUCCUGAUGAGAAGGUGACCGGAUACGAGAUGCGAAAUUGUGUAUCCGAGCCUGAUUUCUCUCGGGCUAAAGAAGAAACCGAACACAAAUACUACAACAACAAAGAUUCUAAACCACCAAGAUUUUCCAGACAUUCAAAGCCAAAAAUCACAUCGCUCGAAAUCCCAAAAAAAGAAGAUAUCAUUUUGGCUUUCAAGAAGAACGAACCUGAGACCAAACUUAACCCCGAAACCGAAUCUGCUAGCUCCUCAGAUAAUGAUGAUGAAAUCGCAGAUGAAUUGUUGUCAAGUAUCAAACUCAUGGUAUCCAAGCGGAAUCUUUUUGAUUUUGGGGAAGAAGCAUAUGUUGAUCCAAUCCCACAAGAGAAGAUUAUGAAUAGAAUAAACUCACAUAAAGAGAAGAAGUCUUUUCAGUUGGCUAAGCAUCUUAGUUGCCAAUGGUCAACAGGAGCAGGUCCGCGAAUAGGGUGUGUACGGGACUACCCAUCAGAGCUACAGUUACGAGCUUUAGAAGAAGUGUGUUCAUCUGGGAGAUUGAAUUGUAGGAAUGGUGGGAGUCGAGAUAGAAGUGAUAGAAGGAGGAAAAGCUAUUCCAUGGAUAAUGUAAGCUUUUUCCAUAUAGAACCACCAUGAGAACAUUUGAUUUUGAUUGAAAUUAUAAGAGAAAUCUUGAAACUCUAGACUAGGAAUUUCGGUAUAGAAUUUAUUUUCUAAUAAUAUGUGUGUUUGCCUAUUUUCA